Messenger RNA from Armigeres subalbatus, 6673 nucleotides. It is a transcript of the gene sfl, whose product is annotated as bifunctional heparan sulfate N-deacetylase/N-sulfotransferase. The transcript has 9 exons. The record is from RefSeq and is a predicted model, not a curated record. NCBI's taxonomy places the organism in Eukaryota, Metazoa, Arthropoda, Insecta, Diptera, Culicidae. Gene Ontology annotation, molecular function: heparan sulfate N-sulfotransferase activity; deacetylase activity. Bases 1907 to 5131 code for a protein of 1074 amino acids. Gene Ontology annotation, cellular component: Golgi apparatus.
GGAUGGUUGUCUGUCCGUGGGUUGCUUCGCCAGCAGAGUGCUCUUGUUGCGGGAACCGAUUCUCAUCUCACUUUCGGUAGAGAACGCGAUUCGUCCGGACGUGCGGAUCUUGCGUGUAGGUACGGUUCGCGGUCGCUUGAUGAAGGAAGAGCUGGUUCUGUUUCGGUCGACAACGCGGUGUGCUUCGAUUUUUGAUUAUUGUGCGUGUUGUUUUUGUGCGAUUGGGUAUUCAACUGCAAUCGAUUGACCAAUAAUAAUUGCAGCGUAAUCCAAGUUCAAGUUGGAGGCUUCCGCCUCCCCGUCCAGGAUGUUCCGCUGGUGAUAGCUGGCGAGUGGUCUAAAUAAAACAGAGGCUGUGUCCGAGUUUUUGGGAGUUGUGCUGCGGCGUGAAAGGAAACUAAUGUCCAUUCCGGAAGAAUAGAUUCUAGUUCUGAAAGGAAUUUUAGAAGUAAUAAAGCAUAGGACAUUCCUACGCAUUCCGGGAGAUUAGCAUUCAGUGUUGUAUCUGUGGUCAUCUUCAGAAUGUUUUGAAGAAAGUGUUGGUGUUCUAACGAAGUUAUUGGUACGGGAGAGGUUUGCAUGGGAACGAAAAUAAUUUUGUGAAAUUCUGCAUCAAUUCAACAGAAAUCAUUGAUUAUUGUUCUGCUAAAAGAUUGUGCAGUGAGAAGCAAUAAGGAAGUCUGAAAGUAGUGAAAUCUGGCAAUGGAAUCAGUGUGAUGUGAAUUUCUUCUGCAGAUCAUCAAGGUGAGAAUCCAAUAAUAGUUUUCCGUAGGAGCAAGCGGAACGGCGAUAUAUAAACAAAAGAAGCAAAAUAACGUCGCACCCGUUGUAUCGCAGUGGAAAAGGCGAGAGGGCAGACAAGAACGUCGCGAAAAGGAACCGAAGGAGAAUGAUUCCAGCCCAGCCAGAGCCGGAUCGAUUCUGACAGCUCCGCUCAGGAAUGCUUUGAAGAAAAUAUCCUGAAGAACAACUACUAAUCUAAUACAAGGUUCGCACGCACUGCCAUACAUUUUCAAUUUGAAGCAUGAAUUAACUGAGAUUGAGGUCCCUACAAGACCAACAAGCUUGUCAAAAAUGGACGGGAAAAGUUGUGAAAACCGGAGCAACUUCCCUUUAUGCGGAGACAACACAACGGCGGCAGCAACAACGAAACUAGUUUGAGCUAAAUCAGUGGAUGAAGUUUGACCGGAAAACCCGUAGAAUCAAGUCGCAUAACAUUGCCUCGUCGGAAGCUCUAAGCUCGGUGGAGACAGAAACCGGUGCCCGUGUGUGUGAACGCCUUUGUUUUGUUUGUUCCAGCCGUGAAGCCAAGUGUUGAAAAGAAAUCUGACAAUCGAGCGAAAACUUUCGGAAAAGUGGUCGCCGCAUCGUGCUGCAAAGAAUGCAGCAGACCCGGCACUCGAGGAUGAUGAACGUUGACAGUGUGGGUGAAAAGUGCGCGGCGGGUGCACAUUGCUGGUGGUAGCGCGCUGAGGCGGAUAACUGUAUUGUUUGACACGGUGAAAUUACGGAUCACGCAAAGUUCGACAGACACUGAGUGGGUUGGGGGAAAGAUCGGAGGAUAAAGUUUUUCCGGUUCAAUUUGCUGGAAGCUGUUUUCUAAAUAUACGUCCCGGGUGAAGCGUUUCGCAGAACAUAGUGUUUCGAAGCUUUUUCGGAGUACAGGGAAAGACAUCCUUUCGUAUCCUCUGUCAUCAGCCAGUCAAAAUGUAAUCCAAAAUUACAUCACAUCAUCGGAUUAUUCACUACCCGUCGUCGUCCAUCGACCACUGGCGGACAGCGUCCAAGGGGCGCUCGAGUAGACACUUACAUUCUAUUGACCGAAAAAUAACCGCCUAAAAACGUCAACGAUUCCCCGAGAAAGACAACGACGUCGGCAGGUCACACGCGGCCAUCGUAGGCCACCAUGAAAGGAUCCGACUCCAGUGCGAAACUAUGGAGCGCCUCACCAGCCAGCAGCAGCAGCAGCAGUCAACUCGAUUUAGCAACGACUCCAACCGCAACGACGUCGACCACGACAAACAGUAUCCAUCUGCAGCAACAGUUUGCAAUGGAAAACAGUCGAAACAGUACCAACGGCGCCGGGCAGUACGAGGACAGCAGGACGGGAUCCGCUGUGAGUUUGCUGCCGGCGGGACGCAGUGGGAGCCCUCCUGGGCCCGGCGGCGGUGGAGGCCUGAAACUGACGACUGGAGCUGACAAAACGAACCACAUCCCAUCGAGCGGAGGAUAUGGGGCCCUACGGUCCGGCGGCGGCGCGUCCUGCACGAUUCACGGCUUCAGCGGUGAAUCGGAAAUCGGUAGCAGUGCUGUAAAUAGUCAUAGCAGUAGUAAUAGUAGCAGUAGUCAUUUCGCGAACGGAGGCAACAACGGCAGCAGUAAGGGAAAUUAUUUUUUCGGCGGGAAUUCCACCGGAUGCCAUCAUCACUCGCAGCAGCGGCAGUAUCAUCACCAUCAUCAGCAACAUCACGGCUCUUCCGGCGGGAGUGCGACAGUGCUGGCCCGCUGCUGCCUGUACCUGACUAAGGGAUUGAACCUGCGGUUAUGUGCCGGUGCGCUAGUUAUAGUUACGAUAGUCUCAAUGCUGUGCUACAAUUACUAUAUGGACAGUUCGCCGAUUGCGAGCUUUAUGCAUCGUGACACACGACCGGCUCCGCUGAUACACUGCCGGAUGCUGAAUGGGAAGGCCACCAUCGAGGCCAGCGCAGCGCCCGACCAUCGGUCCGAGGCGCGACUGCGGAUCGAUCCAAAGGUGCUAGUUUUUGUUGAAACGACCUACUCCCGGCUGGGAAAGGACAUCGCGGAGCUGCUGGUGUACAAUCGGAUCAAAUAUAAAGUGGAAGUGGCCGGUAAGAACGUUCCGGUGCUCACCAUCCAGGACAAAGGACGUUACGGAGUGAUUGUGUUCGAGAAUCUAGAAAAGUAUCUACAGAUGGACAAUUGGAACCGGCAGCUAUUGGAUAAGUAUUGUAGGGACUAUUCGGUUGGAAUCAUUGGGUUCGUAGCGCCAAGCGAGGAGACCCUGGUAGGAGCUCAACUUCGUGGGUUUCCACUAUUUGUACAUACGAAUCUUCGACUGAGAGAUGCUAGUCUAAAUCCGGGAUCACCUGUGCUGAGAUUGACCAGGGCAGGGGAUACAGCAUGGGGUCCGUUACCUGGCGGUGAUUGGGCUAUCUUCCAGCAUAAUCACAGUUCGUAUGAGCCACUUGAAUGGGCUCAAAGGAAUACUCAGGACUAUCCUACCGAUGGAGUGCAACCACCGUUGGCAACGGUUAUUCAAGAUCACGGAAGGGUUGAUGGAAUCCAGAGGGUGUUGUUUGGCUCGGGGUUGAAGUUCUGGUUGCAUAGGCUUCUAUUUCUGGAUGCACUCUCUUACUUGAGUCAUGGUCAAUUGAGUUUGAAUUUGGAGAGACGAAUACUGAUCGAUGUCGAUGACAUUUUCGUCGGAGAGAAGGGCACACGGUUGAAACCUGAUGACGUUCACGCACUGAUUGCCACCCAGAAUCGGAUUCGUAGUAUGGUUCCUGGAUUCAGGUUCAAUUUAGGAUUCUCUGGAAAGUAUUUCCAUCAUGGAACUCAUGAUGAAAAUCUCGGCGAUGACAUGCUUCUACGAAAUGUUCAGCAUUUUACUUGGUUUUCACACAUGUGGAACCACCAGCAGCCACAUUUGUAUGAUAACUUGACAACCCUAAUGAACGACAUGAUCCUUAACAAAGACUUCGCUAAAGAGAAGGGCAUUCCAAGUGAUUCCGGAUAUUCGGUUUCCCCUCAUCACUCUGGAGUGUACCCCGCGCACGAACUUCUAUACAUGGCUUGGAAAAAAGUUUGGAACAUCAAAGUAACCUCUACCGAAGAAUAUCCACACCUUCGACCAGCUAGACUACGCCGAGGAUUUAUCCACCGAAACAUCAUGGUCCUCCCUCGUCAAACCUGCGGCUUAUUCACUCACACCAUGUACAUCGAUCGCUACCCCGGAGGUCGCGACAAGCUCGAUGAGUCCAUACAAGGCGGUGAACUGUUUCAAACCAUUGUCUACAAUCCGAUCAACAUUUUCAUGACCCAUAUGUCGAACUACGGUAGCGAUCGUCUUGCCCUCUACACUUUCGAAUCCGUCAUAAAAUUCAUCCGCUGUUGGACCAAUCUCAAACUGACCUCAGCCCCACCACUCCAGCUCGGAGAAACCUAUUUCAAACUUCAUCCUGAUGAAACGGACCCUAUCUGGGGCAACCCCUGUGAUGAUCCGCGCCACAUCAAGAUCUGGUCCCGCAACAAAAGCUGUGAAACACUGCCCAAGUUCUUGGUCAUAGGACCCCAGAAAACUGGAACCACUGCCCUGUACACCUUCCUUAGUUUGCAUCCCGCCGUCGCCAGUAACCUUCCGAAUCCGGAUACAUUUGAAGAAAUACAGUUCUUUAAUGGAAACAAUUACUACCGCGGUUUGGACUGGUAUCAGAACUUCUUCCCCGUUCAACCGAACGGCACCAACGGUCGCUACAUGUUCGAGAAAUCGGCAACCUACUUCGACGGGGAAUUGGUCCCACGCCGAGCGCACGCUCUACUCGCCCACGCCAAACUAGUCACAAUUCUAAUAUCACCCGCGAAGCGGGCCUACUCAUGGUAUCAGCACAUCAAGGCUCACGGUGAUCCGAUCGCUAACAAUUACAGCUUCUAUCAGGUCAUCAUGGCAAGCGACUCGGCGCCAAAACCGUUGCGGGAUCUUCGUAACCGGUGUCUCAAUCCGGGCAAGUAUGCCCAGCACCUGGAGCGAUGGUUGGCCUACUACCCGCAGCAGCAGUUGCACAUAAUCGACGGCGAGCAGCUCAAAUCCAACCCGGUGGAGGUGAUGAUGGAACUGCAGCGAUUCCUGAAGCUCUCGCCGACGUUCGACUACAGCGAACACCUCCGGUUCGACAAUAAGAAGGGCUUCUACUGCCAGAUUGUGAACGAAAACAAGAACAAGUGUCUAGGGAAGUCCAAGGGCCGCCAGUACCCGCCAAUGGACGACAAAAGUGCCAAGUGGCUACAGAGGUACUACCAAAACCACAACAGUGCCCUGAACAAACUGCUAAAGAAGCUCGGUUCCCGACCCAUUCCGCAAUGGUUGAAGGACGACCUGUCUACGACAUCCUAACAAUUACGGCACCUACAGCACAACCGUCAGGAGGAGGAAGACCCCACUGACGAAGAGGCAGCGGCGGAAACGCCCCCACCAAAACAACCCGAGCAGCAACAGCAGCUGAUGAUGGUCCAGUGCAUCCAACGGCGAUAGUAGUUCCCAGUUCUGUUAAACAUUAGUCAUGUCAUGGUUGAAACAAGUGCUAGUUUGCUAAGGAAGCGCGAUUAUACCUAAUUGUAGAUGUAAAAUUUAGGAUAUAGGCUGAACUAAGGGUCACCCCCGCUAAUGCAAGUUGUACAAAGUUGAUGGGAAUAGUUUGAAUCUGCCUUUUCAUGCCUCUUUGUUCCAGGUAGACAUGAAAAUACGACGCAAGUGUGGGAUGGGUAGGUGCGCAUCGGACCAUAUUUAGUAAUUCGAACAUCAGAAGAAGGUGGUUCAUUCCUUGAAGUUAAUAACGAUGUUAAGCUUAUAAUCUUAAGCAUGGUUAGGUGUAUUUUGCCAUAAGUUCGAGCUUAGUUUGAGAAGCCAAUCAAACGAAAUCAAGUAUUGUUCUUUUUAGAAAUGUGCUAACGUUCGAGCUUUCAACCGUUUACCUCCGAUGAAUAGUUUUGGUUGGUGUCCUCGCUAGGCAAAGCUUUCAGUUCACAACGGAAAACGCUUGAAAGCUCUAUCAAGAGGGAUGUACAUUACAUCCCUCAAGGAUUUUAACUAGUUAACAAUGCAAAGUUAUAAUUUUAAGCAGUUAUCUUUAACUAAUAACGGGUUUAGUUUAGCAAUACGCUUAUUUAAAAAGGGAUUGAUUUUAAUUAAUUAGAUCGGACGCUAUCUUAUUGCUGUCUUUAAACGAUGUGUUUAAAAAUAAAACUUUUCGUGUAUCCACAGGAGUUAAUUGAACCUUGGUUGCCAUAUUUAACUCUAGGUUAGAUGUUUUCCUAAAACCAACAAAAUUGUACUUAUUCCAAACAAAAUCAUGGAAAUCUAUGCAAAUUGAAGCGAAAUCUAGUUGUGUACUUACUAAGAAAAUCCGAUUAACGUUAAGAAAUCAUAAAGCAAAUUACGGACGCAAUGGAAGAGCAAAAUUCUACAUAUCUACCAAAACAAAGAAACUCAUUGAAAAUUACGUCCCAGCGAAUCUUGAUCCCACAUAAAAAAGAAAGUUAAUCAUUAUUUUUAAAAUCCCUAAAAUUACGAAUUGUAAAAUAAGUUGAGGAAACGCGAGUAUCAAGAGCAGCUGGAGGGUUAACAAACGCUUUAAUUUUAUUCUUCAAUCUUCACUCUUAUUCGGACAAGUCUUCAGGAGACAACAAUCUGUUGAAACACAAAACGUGGUCCCACUAAAAGUAGCUUUGUUGGAAUGCGAUGGUUAGUAUGAAUCUUGUAAAUAGUAUGGCAAAAAAAGGAAUGUCAUUGUACAUUCAUAUAACAUCAACCAACAACAGUAUAUAUAGAGAGUAGGGAAGAAUCGAAGUCCGAAGCUGCAUAGAAAUUGCAGUGUUGAAUGUAAGAGCCGAACCGAAGCAGACUACUGAGCUAAAAAUAUAUAACAUGUAAAAUUGA